AUGUCUAAUGAAAGGCAACUAAACAGACAAGCAUAUAUUAUAAGGUUACUUAAACAGUCACCACAGCCACUUUAUUGGAUCGCUUUCCUUAGUUUAAAUCCUAUAAUCAAAAGGCUAUUAUUAGACAACCAAGAUAAGAUAAGCCAAUGUUGCAAGUUUGACACAGCAACUUUUGAAAGACGAACAAAGAAAUUGGCUAAUCUUAUUAGUUGCUGUUUUCUUUACUCAGCUACGGUGACUAAUAAGUUUAUACCCAAAGACUAUGGAUUAAUAUACUUUAUCAUUAACUACUAUGGAGAAUUGAAUACUCCUUCCAACACUAAAAUUCAGAUCUCCCCAAACUAUUCUAAAUACUUCAAGUUGGAGACAUACAGGAAUCAUCCAACGUUAGUCAAACUAUAUGAAAAUAAAGAAUUCUUUAUAUUCCCUGCGAUAUUUGCUCAAUUGUUAAGUAACUACUUAACACCAACGAGAUACAAGUUAAACCAACGAUACUUAUCAUCAAGUAUUAAAUCAAGAAUAUUCGCUCCAAUCUGGAAGAACUUUUCAUUGGGUGUCAAUCAUGCCCGAUUAAACUGGAUUAGUCUAUUGAGAAACUACUUAAUCCAAAAUUACGUUAUAAUCGGCUUUCUCGGGUUACUUACUAUAAAGACCAGGUUAUUGGACAGGCUUUACGAAGUGAAAUACAAGAAACGUAAUGAAACAGAAUUGAGCGUGGUUUUGAACUACUGGACGUAUAAUUUCCAUAGAGCUAAUUCAAUCGUUAAUUUCAUCUAUGCUCCAAAUAUGAUUGCAAUUUUGUUGAUUACCUUGACUUCGCCAAUGUUCAGAUUAUUGAAACCCAAGGGAGAUAUUCCUAAAAACACGUUACAAAAACUUUACAAGAGAAACUAUAAGUUGUUUUUUAAGAGUUAUACCAAGACAAUUGGAUUUGUUGCUGCAUUUUUGACUCUUUACUUGAAUGCACUUAAUGUUGUCCCCGCGUUAGGUUACAAAGAUGAGGAGGAGGAUGAAACUGAAAAUAUAAGGACAAUUAGUAAAUCCUGGUUAAACGACUUGGACUUGUAUUUAUUCCGAUUGAUAUUACUAUCCAAGUGGAGAAUCACCAAAGAGAACCAUCCACUGUUUAAAAUAAUGAAAUUAAAGAACUGGAUAAGACUUGAAACAUUGUUGAUGUGUUUUGGUGUUUUCAAAGUAAUGAAUUUAAAUGAUUAUAUCAAAAAGAACAAACAGCAAGAUCCAGAUAAUUAUCAAAGACUCAAGGACAAUACAAUGAUCAGAAUGGUAGAUUGUAUCAUGUGA
Messenger RNA from Spathaspora passalidarum NRRL Y-27907, 1302 nucleotides. RefSeq lists its product as uncharacterized. The transcript has a single exon. The record is from RefSeq and is a predicted model, not a curated record. Lineage: Eukaryota; Fungi; Ascomycota; Pichiomycetes; Serinales; Debaryomycetaceae. Bases 1 to 1302 code for a protein of 433 amino acids.